GCCUUUGCUGUCCUGAAGCCGGUUAGAGGCCAUCUCCCUGGCUCUGGGUCACAGCUCUCCGGAUGGAGCGGGCAGUGCUGCAGGUGCUAGUUAUGCUGGCGCUGGGAAUGCACUACCAGUGUGCCUCAGGGUUCCCGGUGUAUGAUUAUGACCCGUCUUCCCUGCGGGCAGCCCUCGGUGCCUCGGUGGCAAAGGUGAACUCGCAGUCUCUGAGUCCUUACCUGUUUCGGGAGACCCGGAGCUCCUUGAAGAGAGUCAACGUCCUGGAUGAAGACACCUUGGUCAUGAACUUAGAGUUCAGUGUUCAGGAAACUACGUGUCUGAGAGAUUCUGAUGACCCCUCCACCUGUGCAUUCCAAAAAGGCUACCAUGUGCCAACAGCUGCUUGCAGGAGCACCGUGCAGAUGUCCAGGGGACAGGUGAAGGAUGUGUGGGCUCACUGCCGCUGGGCCUCCACAUCUGAGUCCAGCAGCAGUGAAGAGAUGAUUUUUGGGGACAUGGAAAGAUCCUACAGACGGAGAAAUGAUUAUCUACUUGGUUUUCUUUCUGAUGAAUCCAGAAGUGAACAAAUCCAUGACCGGUCAGUUGAGAUCAUGAGAAGGAGACAUUUUCCUGCACAUAGAAGGUUCCUGAACCUCCAUCACAGAGCAAGAAUAAAUUCUGGCUUCGAGUGACACGCUGGAGGUAAGAGACAAGACUUACAUGGUGACUAUUUAGAAGCUAAA
This is a messenger RNA of Acomys russatus (golden spiny mouse), 725 nucleotides long. It is a transcript of the gene Spp2, whose product is annotated as secreted phosphoprotein 2. Gene Ontology annotation, biological process: bone remodeling. Gene Ontology annotation, cellular component: extracellular region. NCBI's taxonomy places the organism in Eukaryota, Metazoa, Chordata, Mammalia, Rodentia, Muridae. The transcript has 7 exons. Bases 63 to 674 code for a protein of 203 amino acids. The record is from RefSeq and is a predicted model, not a curated record.